This is a messenger RNA of Pichia membranifaciens NRRL Y-2026, 4340 nucleotides long. RefSeq lists its product as hypothetical. The record is from RefSeq and is a predicted model, not a curated record. Gene Ontology annotation, molecular function: protein binding; mRNA binding. Gene Ontology annotation, cellular component: cytoplasm. The transcript has a single exon. NCBI's taxonomy places the organism in Eukaryota, Fungi, Ascomycota, Pichiomycetes, Pichiales, Pichiaceae. The coding region runs from base 27 to 4019 and encodes 1330 amino acids. Gene Ontology annotation, biological process: intracellular distribution of mitochondria.
CUUUUUUGGUAUAUACGUUGCGCAUCAUGUCUGAAGAGCAGCAAGAGCAAGAGCAGCAGCAGCAGACUGUCGAUGAGAAAAUCGUCAGCCUAAAGAUACAGCUUCCAGAGGCUGAUGAAAGCCUAGAGAUUCCAUGCUCUGUUGAAGACUCUCUUUUCGACAUCGUCGAAACUUUGAAAGUUCUUCCAUCAACUAGAGAGUACACUUCAUAUCAGUUGAAAAUAGACAAUAAGGCAUACGGUGAGGAAACCAUCAUUUCCGAGUUGGUUAAGGAUAGUGAAGAAACCAUCUACAUUUCUUUAGUGUUCUCACCAUACAACGAGAUAACCGCAAGAAAGCAUGUCAUCGCUGCCAGAGAAUAUGCUGGGUUGGAGUCUAAAGAUGAUGCCUUUGCGGAAAUUUCUGGUGUUUGCUCCGGAGCCUCUACUUAUGAAGACUUGGGUUUGGAAGAAUCUACUCCCGCUGCACCAAAAACAGACAAAGAAGCAGAGGACGAAAAGGGAAAUGUAGAGGAAGAAAGGCAAGGCAAUGAAAUCAUUAAGGACUUUACUGAAGAACAAAAGUCCCAGCUUUCUGAACUUGUGAAUGAAAUCUGCGACCUUAAACCAGAUUUGAAGGUCGUUGCUGCUAAACCUAACCUCAAAACUUCUCCAGCACUGAAAUCUUUGUUUUUUUCUCAAUGGUGUCCUUCUGACUUAAGAAGAAAAGUUGCUGGUGACCUUUUCUAUUUACAAGCACAAACUUUAGAGGGAGAAAAUUUCAACAUCACUGCUCACGUCAGUGGUUUCUUCGUUAACAACUCAUCAAACACUAAAUUUGAUGGUUCUGUCCACUCGUUCAAUUCUACCAGAGUAGUUAAGAAUUAUUCAUUGAUUUCUUUGUUGAAAACAUUAUCCCCAAUGUUUGAAAAGCAGAUUGAACAAAACAACUUAGAGUUAUCUAAGCACGCAAUUGAAACAUAUAUUGUUCCAAAUACCACUACUGUUACAUCGCCAUGGUUGGUGAACUCACUGGAAUCAUCUACUCCAGAUUUAGGUAGAUCUCAAUACAACCUUUUACAUGGUGGUAUUGAUGGUGCAGACUUACAAGUCGACUGGAACAAAGAUUAUCAAUUACUUAGAGAUAUCCCUAAAACAAAUCUUACCCAGAGGUACAGUAGAGAGCAAUCUCUUAUAUCCACAAGCUCCAGCUUUACCUCUGCUGCCACCAAGAGUGCUAUGGCCGUUGUCAGAGGUGAAAUCGAUCCUAUUAACCCAGAGGAAGAGUCUGAAUACCAUAUUUUUUUGAGAAAUGGUAUCUUCUAUUCCAAAGCCAUCGAUUCAAUUGGCCAAUUCAAAUCAACAGGUGGAGAUGAAGCUGCGAGGUCGACUGUCGCUAAAGAUGUUGCGGCUUUGAGGUAUUUGAACAGGUAUGAUAUUGGUGGAGUUCAUUCUUUAUUGACUACAAUUGUUGACUAUUUGGGUCACAGAAUUGUUUGCCAAGCACCAGUUCCUGGUAUUUUUCAGGAUAGCGAGGAUGAGAAUGCUGAACCAGUACAAAGCGUUAAGUAUGGUUUCAUUGACGAUCAUUCGGAUGUAGUCACCGAUGAAACUUUUGCAGAACAAUUCAAGGAGGUAGGUGAAGCUUUCCACCUAAAACCGCACAAAAUUUGGAACUUAGACGGCUCUAAAGUAGUUGAUGUGGUGACUUCGGGUUACACUAAAGGUACGAAAGGAUCUGAUAACAAGUCAUAUAUUAUCGAUCUGUUCAGAACCACUCCUCUAGAUAUUGAAUUUAUUGAUGAGAAUUAUGAUGUAUCGAAAAAAGACUCCUAUCCUCACAGAGAGACUUUAUUGAGACAUGAAGCUAUCAAUGAAUGGAUUAAGAGAGAGACACUUCUUGCAGUCAAAAAGGAAACUGAAAGAUUGGAAAAGGAAGGUAAGUCAAACUCCGAAAUCAAAGAAACUAUUGGUGUUGAUAACUCCAUCUUCUUGCUAAAUCCAGAUGCGUUUUCAUUAACUCCGGCACCAACUCCAGAGUUAGCAGAAGAGUUGAAAUCAGAUGAGGGUAAGGUCAGAGAAGUUUCCAAGUUCGUCAACCAAGUUUUAGUCCCUGAGUUCAUUAAGGAGAUGGAGAAGGCCCAGGUUUACAAUGCCAUUGACGGCUCUCAUUUGUCUGCAAUUCUUCACGAAUAUGGUAUCAACAUUAGAUACUUGGGUAAGAUUGCUAACUUGGCUGCAGAAAGAAAAGAAGCCUACUUGAAAGAACAAGAAUCGAAAGCAGCUGAAAUCGAGAAAAUUAAUGAAAGAGCUUUGGAGAAAGACGAAAAAGAAAUUGCUGAAAAGAAGGCUAAACUCGAGGCUAGACUGAAAGCAAGGAAGGAAGCCGCUGAAAAAGGUGAGCCUAUUCCAGAUUUCAAGGAAGAAGAAGAAAAAGAGGCUAAGGAGGCUGAAGCUGCAGAAAAAGAAUUGUCAACUGAACUUAACACUAUUCCGGUUCCAGCGUUAUUGGAUUCACUAUAUGUCCUUUCGAUCAACGAAAUGAUUGCAAGAGCUGCUAAGCACUUUUUGAGAAAAGCACUUGAGUUUGUUCCUUUACCUCUUGCCCCAUAUGUGAUUUCUCACGUUCACAACUGUUUACUUUCUUCAAAAGCUAACCCAAAUCCGGAAGCACCUAAAUUAGAUUCUUUCUUGGCUGAAGUGUACAACGAUGUUGACCUUUCAAUUUUGAAGCAAAACUCAAAAUCAAUUGCGGAAUCUAUUUCUCAAGAGGUUCAUAUCAGAUACAGAUUUGACUUACCAACAAAUUGGAGUGAUCUAAUCUUGGUCGAACAAUUAAUGAGAUCUAUCGCACUCAAGUUUGGUAUUCAAUGGAGGGAGAGAGCUUAUGCUUUCACCAAGGAAGCAUUAAGUUCUCAGAUUGAAAAUCUAACAAAUGAAUUUAACGCUGCUGCGGCAACCUCCUCACACACCAGCAAAUAUGAUGAUAAGCAUUCUAAGAAGAAGGGCAGAAAAUCCUCUCCAAAAGCCGAAAUUCCAACUGAAGUUACGGUAAUAAGCACAACUUUUGUUCCUGAAGAUAUAGUCUGUAUUGCCCCUGUGGUUAAGAACUCUAUCUUUGAAUCAACUUCUGUUCCAGAUGCAUGGGAGACUGGUGUUUUAAAACUAUCCAGUCAAGAUGAAGCCCAAGUUCAAGAAGGCUCAAUUUUUAUCAACCAAGCUGUUCAGUUUUGUGAAAGACUUUAUGGUCCUGUUCAUAACAUUACUGCCACUUACUUGACAAAACUAGGAAAUCUUUAUGCUUCAUCCGGUGCUGAGUACGACGCAGUUGACCUCUUUAAAAAAUCAUUCCAGAUUUUUGAGAGAUGUGCAGGUAUUGAUUCUUUCCAAGCUGCUCUGGCAUUAAGUCAAUUGGCAAAUGCUUAUGUUUCAAACAAGCAAAUAAUCAAUGCUGUCAAAAUCUACAAGAGAUUGAUUCAAUACUGGAUUUUGGCAUUUGAUGAAUACCAUCCUAACGUUAUUACUAUUCUUACCUCUGUUGCCGUUAUAUUAAUGAAACUUGAAAUGACUAGUGAUGCUAUAAAAGUUUUCACCAAAACCUUGAAACUCAGUGAUAAACUAAACGGUGAACUUAGUCAACAAUCUGCGUUCUUCAGAUAUCAAUUGUCUCAGCUUCUUCUCUCAGAUAAGAAAUUCCAGGAAGCUUUUGACUGUGCCGAAAAAGCUUUUGAAGGUUUCAAAGCUACCCUGGGUCUGGAAGAUAAGUCUACUGUUGAUGCCAAGAAAUUGGCUGUUGGUUUGAAGAACUACAACGAAUACAUGAAAUACCAAGCAAAGAAUUUGCAAGAAAAGGAACAAGAAGCUAGAAAAUUGGAACAACAACAACACAUUAAGGCUAAACAAGCACAAAAGGCCAAGCAGGUGAAUCCUGAUCCUGAAAUUGCCAACAAGAGCAUUGAUGACAUUGUUGCCUUCAUUAGCGGCUCUAAUAACGCUAGCAAGAAGAAGAAGAGCAACAAGAAGAAAACCUCUAAAAAAUAGUUAGACUCUAGAUUUUAAUGCGUGUAUGUAUUUCUGUAUAACUUGUCCAUAAAUUGUUCGUAUUGUUUUAGAUGUUGAGGAUACCCAUCUUUAUUUUUAGUUUUACAAUCUGUAUCUAUGAUAUUUUAUUUUCUAUAGUUGACGAUUUGAUCCAUCGUCAGUGUUUUAUCAUAAUUCCUCAUCGCCUUCAACAUCACCAAAUUGCCAGCAACCUACGUGAAGUGACUUUGCCUGUUCUUCCAAAGCAAGCAAUUCAUCACGCUCUUUGCUCAACAGCAAUUCAAAUGGAGCCAAAUUCUUCUUUUUGACCAAACCCCAACC